AUAUUUAAAAUGUUAUUAUAAUUUUUAUGUAAUUCAUUUCGAUAAGAGAAUUGGCGUGUAGAGUAUUUUAUCAUAUUCAAAAUAUUUUAAUUUUACGAUGUGUUCUUUCAUUAAUGUCUUACGUCGUAUGUAUUCGCGGACAUUUAAACAAACAUUGUCAUGUUACUAUUUUUGUUCAAGAUUCUUUGGGAGAGCUUACCAGAACAAACAUACAUAUCCUGUUAUUUUGCCUCGAAAAUCUCGCGAGAUUUCCAUUCACGGUCAUUUAAUAAAGGACGAAUACUCAUGGCUAAGAUAUCUUAAAUUAUCCGAAGCAAAGAGGUUGAUGGGAAUAGAAAACCGUUUUGCAGAGAACUUCAUGAAGGACACUCAGCAAUUUCAAUCUGAUUUUGCGAGAAAAAUGGAGAAAAUUUUCAAGAAAUAUGAGAGUCAAUUUAAUGAAGACCAUCUUGUGAGAUACGGAAAUUACCUAUAUUACACCAAACAGUCAGAAACCAAUACAGAUUUCUUAGUGCAUUAUAGAAGACAUUUAAAUGGUACCAGUGAAGAAUUAUUGCUUGAUGAGGCAAACGUCGCUAGGCUUUGGGAUCACUUUGGUGUGAAGGUCAUGAAAAUUUCACCAUCUCAAAGGUAUGUUGGGUUUAUUGUGGAUAUAUCAGGAUGUGACACAUAUUGUGGGAUUCUUGUGGACACUGUAAAAAAACCUGGUACAAUUUUGGAACAGCUAUCAAGUGUUAGCUUAGAAUGGUCGUCAAUGGAUGAUAUUCUAUACUAUUCCACAUUUGAUAAUCUACAUCGAGCUGAUAAAGUAUGGAGGCAUAGAAUUGGUACAGACUUAUCUUCUGACGAGUUAGUUUUCACAGAAACUGACCCCAGGUUCUUUGUCGAUGUGAGUUCAACAAAAGACGGUCGUUAUGUGACCAUCAAUUCAACUUCGAAGACCACGUCAGAGGUACAUUUGUUAGAUCCAAAAGAUGUGCACGCUACUGCUAAACUUGUGUGUUCAAAACAGCCUGGUAUUGAGUAUUUUAUCGAGCAUUGUAAUGGUCUAUUUUACAUCCUUACAAAUCAUCCAGACGGUGGAAAUUAUCGAGUCUUUUCAGCGACGGAGAAGGAUCUUUUUGGCAAAUGGACAACAUUUUUAAAUGGCUCGAAUCGGGUUGUUCUCGAUGAUAUUGAUAUAUUUUCGGAGUAUCUUGCUAUUUACGAAAAAGAAGAUUUGAAACCGAAAUUAAGAAUUAUUCCAUUACGCAACACCAAAGAUCAUUACACGAUUGAGUUUGAUGACACAAUUAGCGUACUCACUCCUGGUUGUAAUAUGGACUUCAAAUCCGAUGUUAUUGAGUUCAUUACAUCAUCUCCUGUGGAUCCGCCAAAAUUGAUGCAGUUGAACAUGCGUUCAAGAGAAAUGAACAUUCCUACCGAAAACUCAAAAAAUGUCAAUGGUAUUGAAUCACGGUAUUGUCGAACAACAGUUACGGCUGUCAGUCAGGAUGGAACGAAAGUACCUGUGACGUUGUUUCACCAAAAAGAUUUACCUUUGAAUAAAGCGCAUCCUUUGUUAGCUUUUGUUUACGGAUCGUAUGGCAUUAAUGUGAACGUGGAGUUUCAAGCAAAGAAAUUUCAUUUGCUGCAAGAAGGAUGGGUUUUGGCGUAUUGUCAUGUAAGAGGCGGUGGAGAAAAGGGUCGACAUUGGUACCACCAGGGUCGACAUAAAAAUAAGAUCAAAACAUGUGAGGAUUUCGUAUCGUGUAUAGAAGCGAUCCAUAAUGAAGGCUACUCUUCGCCUUCAUUAACGGCUAUUUUUGGAAGCAGUGCUGGUGGAUUUCCUGUUGCAAUGAUGUGCAACAAAUCGCCAUCUCUUGUCAGAGCAGCAGUUUUAAAGGUUCCAUUUGUAGAUAUGAUGACUGCUAUGUUGGACGAAGAUUUACCCUUAACUGCGCAAGAGUACGAAGAAUUUGGCUGUCCUAGGACUAAUGCUGAAGACUUUGAUAAUUUGAUGUCUUUGUGUCCAUUCACGAAUAUAACAAAACAGGAGUAUCCCAGCAUGCUUUUUGUGUCAUCUGUGAAUGACGUUAGAGUACCAUUUUGGAUGUCUCUAAAGUAUGUUUCUAAACUUCGUAAUGUGAACGAAUUAUCGGAAAUAUCGUAUUCUGGAAAAUGGAUUCUACUGAAAACCGAUUUCGAUGGUGGACAUUUUGGUAGCGGGUCAUUUGAACAGACCUCUUUUAUCUAUGCUUUUCUGUAUAAAGCUUUUGGACUAAAAUGAAGGCCAUUUUAUAUGGAAGCUUAUCAUUGGAUGGAAAUGAGUGUAAAGAUGCGGUUUCUUGGCCAUAAAGGAGUACCAGAGAUUAAACCAUUGAAUGAACGCA
Xenia sp. Carnegie-2017 is the source of this 2372-nucleotide messenger RNA. RefSeq names its product prolyl endopeptidase-like. The record is from RefSeq and is a predicted model, not a curated record. The transcript is spliced from 23 exons. Gene Ontology annotation, molecular function: serine-type endopeptidase activity. Lineage: Eukaryota; Metazoa; Cnidaria; Anthozoa; Malacalcyonacea; Xeniidae. The coding region runs from base 98 to 2269 and encodes 723 amino acids. Gene Ontology annotation, biological process: proteolysis.